Messenger RNA from Closterium sp. Naga37s-1, 1167 nucleotides. NCBI's taxonomy places the organism in Eukaryota, Viridiplantae, Streptophyta, Zygnematophyceae, Desmidiales, Closteriaceae. The record is from the annotation of a GenBank genome assembly.
AUGAAGACUUCAGCCGCGGUCGCCGCUCCUGUCUCCAACCCUCUCUCCGAUCCUCAAGAGCGGGAGAGACUGGCGGAAGAGUAUGGCUUCCGACAAAUCGGCGAGCCGUUACCUGAUGACAUCACGCUGAAGCAAGUCAUCGAUACAAUUCCGGCCGAGGCCUUCGAGAUCAACGAGUGGAAGGCAUGGAAGACCGUAGUCCUAACAAUCGCUGCGAUGGCGCUGGGAGAGGUGUUCAUCUACAACUCACCGUGGUACCUUCUGCCUUUCGCAUGGGCCUGGGCUGGCACUGCAUUCACCGGGUUCUUCGUGGUGGGGCAUGACUGCGCGCACAAGGCCUUCUCGAAGAACAAGCUGGUGGAGGACAUUGUGGGGACCGUCAUGAUGGCGCCGCUCAUCUACCCGUACGAGCCCUGGAGAUUCAAGCACGACCGCCACCACGCCAAGACCAACAUGCUGGUUGAGGAUACGGCGUGGCAUCCUAUGAUCCCUGGCAUGUACAAGCGGAUGAGCCCCACUGGCCGCGUGCUCAUGCAGACCUUCAUGGGCCCCCUCCGAUUCCUCGCCUCCAUCGGUCACUGGCUGGUGUACCACUUCGACCUUGAGAAGUUCCGGCCGAGCGAGGUGCCACGUGUCAAGGUGUCGCUCGCUGCUGUCGGUGCCUUUGCACUGAUUGGCUUCCCUCUUACCAUUGCCAACUUCGGCAUCGACGGCUGGUUCAAGCUCUGGCUCAUGCCGUGGCUCGGCUUCCACUUCUGGAUGAGCACCUUCACCAUGGUGCACCACACGGCUCCUCACAUCCCCUUCAAGAAGCAAUCCGAGUGGAACGCUGCUCAGGCUCAACUCGGUGGCACUGUGCACUGCGACUACCCGUCCUGGAUUGAGAUUCUGUGCCACGACAUCAACGUGCACAUCCCUCACCACGUGUCCCAGAAGAUCCCCUCCUACAACCUGCGGCUGGCUAAUGAUGCGCUGAGGAAGCACUGGGGCAAGUACAUGAACGAGGCAUCUUGGAACUGGAGGCUGAUGAAGAACAUCUUCGUGGAGUGCCAUGUAUUCGACAGGGAGAAGAACUACAUCCCCUUUGAUGCUCUUGAGAAAAGCGAGUCUCCAAUUCUCGGCGUUACCAGGAAAAUCAUGCCCAACACCUACACCAAGGGGCAGUAA